Messenger RNA from Thlaspi arvense, 216 nucleotides. The record is from the annotation of a GenBank genome assembly. NCBI's taxonomy places the organism in Eukaryota, Viridiplantae, Streptophyta, Magnoliopsida, Brassicales, Brassicaceae.
AUGGAUAAUCGAGGCGUGCAAGGCUUAUCUCACCGCGGACUCUACGGUUUCCAACCGAAAAGGAUCUUCGUGUUCGGAGACUCCUACGCCGACACCGGCAACAACCGGAAAUCUGUGGCCAAAUCUUGGAAGGUUCCUUACGGAAUUACCUUUCCCGGAAAACCAGCCGGCAGGUUUUCCGACGGCCGUGUCCUCACCGAUUACCUAGGUGCUUGA